This is a messenger RNA of Rhodamnia argentea, 1480 nucleotides long. Its product is annotated as MATH domain and coiled-coil domain-containing protein At2g01790-like. Gene Ontology annotation, molecular function: protein binding. NCBI's taxonomy places the organism in Eukaryota, Viridiplantae, Streptophyta, Magnoliopsida, Myrtales, Myrtaceae. The transcript is spliced from 3 exons. The record is from RefSeq and is a predicted model, not a curated record. Bases 108 to 1223 code for a protein of 371 amino acids.
AACCCUUCUCCUCCUCCUUCCGCUUCUUCUCCGCCAUUAGAGUGUUGGCUUAGAAGGAACAUCUGCGUUGCUUGCUGAAGUUGAUCGUGCAGAAGCAGGGAAGCCAAAUGGAUGCACAGAAUGAUGUGAAUCGGGGAGAAUUCAGGUGGACAGUCAGCGGCUUCAGUAGGCUGACUGCCCGGAAGCUUUACUCUGAUGCAUUCACAGUUUCUGGUUGUAAAUGGAGAAUUCUGGUGUUCCCCAAAGGGAACAACACAGACCAUCUGUCGCUGUACCUCGACGUCGCUGAUGCUGUGACGUUGCCCUACGGAUGGACCAGAAACGCCAACUUCAGCUUGAGUCUGAUCGAUCAAAUUAAUAGCGUUCGCCACGUUAGAAAGGAGACGGAACAUAAUUUCACCACAACAGAGAGUGACUGGGGUUUCCCAAGUUUCAUUCCAUUGACUGAGCUUCGUCGCCAUACCUUAGGAUACCUAGCAAAUGACAGUUUGGUGAUCAAAGCCGAAGUUUGCGUCUUUACAGUUACUCCUCCGGUGAUCAUUCAGCCAGCUGGACCAACUGAUAAGUUUGACUCCUAUUUUACUGGUCUGGAGGUACUCAUCCAUGCUGCUGAGACUAAUGGCGUUAGUGAAGGAUCAAGUUCAUGCCACCAAGACGGUGCUUUGACGGCUGAACUUCCUAGCUUAGAAGAAAUUGACAAGGCGAAGCAUUCUUUGAAGGAAUGCCUUUCAGAUCUCUUUAAGUUGAAUAUGAAAGACAGACUAUCUGAGGCACUAGUGACUUUAAGCUUAGCCAAAACAGGAAUAUCGUUGGAGCAACAGAUUGCCAUUAAGACAUUUCAGGCCAAUUUCAACGAUUUCACUUCUGACUUCUUAACAUUUGAGCAGGACAAUGCUGAGUUUGAGCUACGUAAACUACAAAGGGACGAAAGGUUCUCUGCUAUGAAGAAGAGCCAAGAGACUCACAUCUUGUAUAAACAGUUAAUGGAUAACCUCGCCAAGGAAGAGGAAGAGCACAAGAGAAAGAUGGAGGAAGUGAAGUCUAGGAGAGAGAAGCUUCUCUCAGACUGGGAGAUCUUGCUGGUCGAGUCUGAAGAAGCGAAGUCGGGCUAUAAAGAUGAGCAGAAGAAAGUAGUAGAGGCUGAGGAAAAGAAGAGAGUAGCCGAGGAAAGAAUGUCUAGAUCAACCACUGCUUGGUCGAAUUUGAAGGCUCAAUUCUGCUAAAACUGUAAGAUUUCAAAUAGGCUAUGAAGUAAUUGUUCACUUAAAGCAUGAAAACUGUGUUUUAGCUUGACUAUUGGUUGGCCAAUUUUCAGCAGAACAAUUGCUUAGAGGGGCUUAUUUGGUUGAUCCUAUAUCAUGUUAAUUUAGUCAGCAUGUGAGUCAUAUAUAUAUAUAUAUGUAUGUCUGUACAGUCAGUGUUUGAUGUCUUCAUAUGAUAUGCAUGAUCAUCGAGCUUUUUGCUCUUGCAGCUUGGAAAA